UUCUGUGUCAUCUGGGCUAUGACAGACGUAUGCAUGUGCACAGCCUCCAUAUGGCAUAUGUGUACCAUGUCCAUGGAUCGCUACUUCACUCUCCGCUAUCCAAUGAAAUAUGGACGCAACAAGACCAAGAAAAUGGUGGCACUGAAAAUCUGCAGUGUCUGGAUUAUUUCACUGGCGAUAUCGAGCCCGAUAGCUAUCUCAGGAUUCACGGAUUAUUCAAAUGUUUUCAAUAAUGGUGUCUGUGUUCCUACCAUGACUAAUUUCAUUAUUUAUGGAUCUCUCUUUGCCUUUUACAUCCCUCUUCUUAUCAUGAUUGUGACAUACGUUUUGACGCUGCUGAUUUUGUAUCGCAAUCAGAAACACAUGCACAACUCUAAAAUGAGGCACAGUAAAAGUGACAGUUUCCGCUCAUCUAUAGGAUCAAAUGUUGGUCAGACGGCGACUAUAAUGCAGUGUCAAUUGUCUGGGAUACAGGAGGAACCUAUCUCUAUUGAGAAACAAAAAUCAUCAGAAGCUCGCACACAGCGAAUUUCUCACCAAUCAACUAGCAGCAGUGUUAGCAGUAUAAGCAGUGAUGGCGGCAACAGUCGAAAGUUUUCAGUGGAAGAUUUGGAAACUGGUGUUAUUAACAGGGCCUCUUCUUGCACUAUGCUCACAUCAAGAGGGACAUCAAGUGAUACACCACCGCGGCCGCGCUCUCAGACUGUUAGCAUGAACCCUUUACAAAAUUUGACAAAAAAUGCCUUCCUAUCCCUGUUGGUUACUAUGGGAACCCCACUGGAGCUAAAACCAAAAGAGGAUCUCGUCGACAUUAAGGCUCACUCGUUUUCUUCUAUGGUGGCUGAUACCAUAGAGAGACUGUCAUCAUCGCACCAAGGUAGUAACUGGAGUCAAAACGACUGCAAAAAUCUGGAGGAAAGGCAGCCAUUUUGUCGCCCUGACUCAAAAACGGGACCUUUCCUACAUAUAAAUUCACCACCUGGGAGUAGAAGUAGUUCAAUCUCUAGUGCAGAAUGCAAGGAAUAUAAUGCUGCUAAUGACGAUGAUGGGAGUAUGGAAUAUGAUGAACAUCAUCUGUAUGAUAACAAUAACAAAGAGAGACAAUUACCUGGUAAUUACAAUGCUGUACAAAAUAAAAAGCAGCACAGGUCUGCCAUUAACUGUGAACAAGACUGCCAUUCCUUCAGUAAUAAUAACCAGGUAAAACACCAUAUUCAUGAUGGUAUAAAUCCAAACAGUAACCUGGAGUUGAAAAGUCCUAGUUUUCCAAUUGAAGAUGUUAUAAAUACUUCACAAAACAAUGUUCAAUCUACCAGCUCUCACGCUUCCACUACAUCUGUUCACUCAGGAGCUAGUGACAAUCUUCAUGUUUCUUCAUCUUCUAAUAUUUAUUCUGGAAUUAAAGUUUUAAGACAAGAGUUUCCAAAUAAUUGCUUUGUGGAGCAAAGGGAUACCCCUAGCAAUGGCUAUGUUCCAUCUGAUCCCCCAAGCAAUGGUUAUGUUCCUUCAGACCCACCUAGUAACGGCCAUGCCCAUUCUUUUCUGACUAACGGCAGCGCUCCAAACUCUGUGCAAGAGACAGACAUAUUGCAUUCUGACCACGAGGAAAACUCAGAUCAUUCAACAAAGAUUUCAAAACCAAACACAAAUAAAAAGAAAUCUAGAUUUUGGGAAAUCCUUGCUACCAGAUUUCGGGAUUACAAAACGAGAGUUUCAGAAAAUCAAAUCAACAAUGGACAAGACAAUACUACUCCCACAGUUACAGUGCCAAAGGAGAAUCAGAACUUAUUGAUGCCUCCUGGUCCUCUGGAGGCUGUCACCACAAGUGGUGCCCAUCUGCAGGUAGGUGGCACCACCACAAUCAACAACGCCAGCAGGAAUUCCUCCGUUGUGUUCCAGGCUCACAGCGAUAUUAACCACAGUAGUUCCAGUAACGGGGUUGUCAUACACCCUGACGAGCCACAGCCACCUAAUGUGCCAACCAAAAAAUUUGGCACCUGUUGUGAACCCGUACAAACGCUUUGUCAGACAGGUCUUGAUUUCGUGCACCGCUGUCGUCUCAGUUGUGCAGCAGCUAAAACUGUGGACAAAAAGAUAUCACUAGAAAGCCUACGAAGGAAUAACAAACUGUCGCGCCACAGAGCAAGCAACGAGAAGAAAGCAUCCAAGGUGCUUGGGAUCAUCUUUGCCAUUUUUGUGAUCUUGUGGGCACCUUUUUUUGUCUUGAAUGUCCUAUCUGUCACCUGUACUCCAUGCAUGGCAGAAACAACUGAGGACACGUUUACCGUCUUUGUUUGGCUGGGUUACGUGGCCUCACUGGCCAACCCCAUCAUCUAUACCAUGUUUAAUACUUCAUUUCGGAGGGCUUUUAUUCGUAUUUUGACUUGUAAGAAAACUCACCGUCAUCAUCAUCAUUACCACUACGGCAGGACACUUGCUGCGGAGCACAGAGUGAGACACAGAUCCAUGAGUCUGAGGGAAUAAUUACCCUUCUUAACAUUUACUUAUUGUAAACCCAUGGUUCAUAAAAGAUGGAGUAUUGUUGGUAAAAUGACAGGGAUGCUUUCCUCCAUUCUUCAGUGCACUGAUUAUUUAAUCUAUUUCAUGGUACUUUGCACAGCAUCGACCAUUAUAAAGUCACAUGAAGGAACAUUAGGUCAAUGAAGGUACAUACGUGGAUACAUAGUUGUACCUUUGAACUCUUAAGUUAAUUUCUCUUGAUGUCAAAGUGGCAGAUUUGUUGUUUAAUGCCAACUCCUGACUAACUGAAAAAUAUAUUUUAUUUUGUUGAUAAAAGGUUUUGUGCAACCUCUUGUAAAACUUUUUUCUCUGCAUCAAACUGUUUCACCAUUUCAAUUUAAAGAUGGCCAAAGGAUGCACAUUUGUUUCAAAUGACCAGUUUUUCAUACUGAUGGUGCUUUUUGCCAAGAAUUCUUAGCUGCUUCACAAUUUAGCAGAGUUUAUGUACAGCCAAUUUAAUUGGCUCUUGAUAAGAACGGAAAAACUGUCACUGUGAAUACCAAGGUUAA
Lingula anatina is the source of this 3029-nucleotide messenger RNA. RefSeq lists its product as uncharacterized. Gene Ontology annotation, molecular function: G protein-coupled receptor activity. Gene Ontology annotation, biological process: G protein-coupled receptor signaling pathway. NCBI's taxonomy places the organism in Eukaryota, Metazoa, Brachiopoda, Lingulata, Lingulida, Lingulidae. The record is from RefSeq and is a predicted model, not a curated record. Gene Ontology annotation, cellular component: plasma membrane.